Messenger RNA from Oncorhynchus keta (chum salmon), 7601 nucleotides. Its product is annotated as bisphosphoglycerate mutase-like. Bases 167 to 943 code for a protein of 258 amino acids. The record is from RefSeq and is a predicted model, not a curated record. Gene Ontology annotation, biological process: glycolytic process. NCBI's taxonomy places the organism in Eukaryota, Metazoa, Chordata, Actinopteri, Salmoniformes, Salmonidae. Gene Ontology annotation, molecular function: intramolecular phosphotransferase activity. The transcript has 3 exons.
GUGAGAUUUGCCGCUUCGAUUGGACCGCAAGCUGUCAGUCGCGGACUUCUUUUGAACGCUCUCGAUGGUGUUCCAAAUAUCUGUCAUCAGUCACGACUGCACGACAAUUGGUCUAAACUUGUAGCUCACGCAGGUACAGACUCCUGCUGCCAGCCAGUCUUUCCCGAUGUCCAAGUACAAAGUCUUUGUGAUGAGGCAUGGAGAAGGGGCCUGGACCAAAGAGAACCGCUUCUGCAGCUGGGUGGACCAGAGGCUGAGUGAGGAUGGGGUAAAGGAGGCCCUAGCGUGCGGUCACCUCCUAAGAGAGGCAGGCUACCACCUGGAUGUGGUCUUCACAUCCCUGCUUAGCCGUUCCAUCCACACAGCCUGGCUGCUACUAGAGGCCAUGGGGCAGGAGUGGGUCCCAGUGGUGAAAUCGUGGAGGCUGAAUGAGCGCCAUUAUGGUGCUCUGAUCGGGCUCAACCGUGCCGAGAUGGCCCUAAACCACGGCGAGGAGCAGGUGAAACAGUGGAGGAGGAGUUACGACCUCACGCCGCCGCCUAUCGACAAUUCACACCCUUACUUUUUGGAGAUCUACAACGACCGGCGGUAUUCUACUUGCGAUAUUUCUAAAGAGGAUCUCCCUAAGUCGGAGAGCCUGAAGGAUGUCUUAGAGAGGCUCCAGCCAUACUGGGAUGGCACCAUUGUGCCAGAGAUCAAACAGGGGAAAUCGGUGCUCAUCUCUGGGCAUGGGAAUAGCUGCAGGGCACUGCUGAAACACUUACAAGGUAUAUCAGAUGCUGAUAUCGUCAACGUGACGUUACCCACAGGAACGCCCAUUCUGAUUGAGCUGGAUGAGAACUUCCGGCCCACCAAACCCAUGCAGCUCCUGGGAGACCAGGACGCCAUCCAGGCAGCCAUCAGGAAGGUGGAGGAUCAGGGGAAGGUCAAACAAACACCAUGAUUGGCCUGAAUCUAGUCAACUGGAUUCUAGUCAUUCUAGAUUCAAAAAUCUAGCCCACUGAAUUAUAUUCAUUAUACAUACAAGUGAUUUGUAGAAUCUAAUCAACUGUAUUCUAGUCAUUCUGGAGUAUAUUCUAGAAUCUAGUCAACUGGCUGUAAGACUAAUAUACGAAUUUUCCCAAGCCUGGGCUAGCACUUAUUUAGUUGCCUGUUAUGCACCAUUAAUCAGAUUCACUCAAAGCUGAAUUCUUGAUUGAAUUAAAUCAAUAUUAAGUACAUGCUAUUGUAGUCAGUAAGUCUCAGUGAACUGACUGUAUAAUCGUGGUAUGAACUUAACCCAGGCUACCCUAUUGGGUGCAACAAGGAAACAAAAUAAUAUUGUUCAUACAGAAAUAAGUGGUGUGCUGAAGGGAGUUACAUUAACAGGCAUAUUUAUCAUUAACAAGCAUAUUUGGCAAUAGGCUGACUAAGUGUGUAUUGAGGCAUUUUGCCAUUAAAGGAAUAGCAGCACGUGAAACGAUCAAAUGUUCCUUUAAAAAAAAAAAAAAAAAAACAUUUUCAAACCUCUGUCACGUGCCUUCACUGCCAUUAUUCUCAAUUUCUGUAGGAUUUUGCGAUGCAAUUUUGUUAGUUCUUAAGUGUAAGUGAAUUAUGACUGACAGAAUCUAGCAGUAGAAUAUGAACCAGCACUAACAGGUACAAAUUGUUAUUUAUCAAGAAAAGCACUUCAUAACAAGUAUUACCUCAUUGAGACUGACAGUCAGGCUAUUCAUUCCAAGACCAGUCGGUGGAUUGUGUGAUCAAAGCUUCUUUUUAGUACAUUAACGCUGUAAAUGUGUUGUUGAAAAAGAUCGGUCAAACUUGAUAAGAACAUGUCCGCUCAAAUGCUACAUGCUAGUUUAAGAGAAGUUCAUAUGAAAUAACUGUAGUGCUCGUGCGGUUAAUCAUAAAAUGCCUACGUUGACAUGCUGAUUUAUGACUUGCAGUAUAUUGUGGUAUAAUUUGACACAAAAACUUCUCUUGUUUCAAUUUGUGACCCACCACCUGGAUUCGGUCUUAUGUAGCAAAAUUUGAAAAUUGUAUUUUUUACAUUGGAUGGAAGUAGAGACUCAAAGCUAGAAAAUGGUAUUUGAUACACUGCAGUUGAGGAACAAUGGAACAUUUAUUCUGCUUUGAAUGUUGAUAAACUUGUAACCCCAUUUUGUUGAGAAAAUUGCUAUUAAUGUUUUGGUACACCUACUGGAGAGCUCUUCUUUGUCUACACCCAUUCAGCAUUGUUCACACCCUCUUCACACCAAAUUCAUUAACAGCCAAUCGUAUCCAUUUAUUGUUGCUUUUUUUUAUCCAAAAGAUUCAAGUCAUUCAUUUGUAAACUUGGAAAAGAGGGAACAACCUCAUAAUAUAACAAAGUGUUCUUAAUAAGUCCCAAGUAAAGGAAGUGGAAUUGCUUUGCAAAUUCUCUCUGAGUAAUAUUAACCUGGGGGGAAAAAUCGCGCUUGAAUAUAAUUUUCCAGAAAAACAACAUUAGCUGGUGAAACUUAGACAAUUUCACAGGUCAUUUUGGAGGGUCAGAAUCACAUUUCUUUAGGAAUUCAAGUCCACCAAGUUUAUUAAACAGACUGUUAGGGAUAUGAUACCACAGAGGUAGGAUUAGACAGACAUAUCAACCAUUUAAUUCUAAAAGCAACCAUUAACGAAUCAAAAUCAAUAUCCUGUAAACCUCCACGAUCAUACUAAUUGUGAUUUCUGAAUAUAAUGAUUUAUUCCUCCAAACAAAUCUAAAUAUAACAGAAUUGACUUUUUAAAAAUGUUAUUAGAAGAAAUAAAAAAGGGACUGACUUGGGUAAAUGGUUCUAGAUAAGCCAUCGGUCUUGGACAAAAGAAUACAACCCAAGAUUGAGAUAUCACAUUGCUGCCACGGACUUAAUGAAACUCUCAUGGAAUGAAUCCUAUUAUCGAUGUUUAAAGAUUCUGUAUCUGAAACGUUUUUAGUGAUAACAAUUCCUAAAUAUUUAACUUUCUUUUUAACAGGCAAUGUUGACGGAAUCACAGCAAAUAAUUGGCAUGAGAUCACAUUUGUUAAGGUUGGGAGUCGACCCAGAGGCCAUAGAAAAUGUCUUGAUUCUGUCAAUAGCCAAGGGAAUAGACGCUCUAUCCUUUAGGAAAAGGGCAGUAUCAUCUGCAAAUGGACUGAUAUUUACAUCUUUACCAAAAAUACAGAUCCAUUUUAAAUUCUCAUAUUUGUUUAGAAAUAUGGCUAGUAGAUCUGUGGCUAAAAUAAAGAGCUUGGACAACCCUGUCUAAUUCCUCUAGCAAUAGAGAAACAAGGGGAUGUACCGUUACUAAUAGCCAGCGAACUGCUAUUAUCAUUAUAUUGUACAUUAUCCUUAUCACUUAACAGAAAUCCUCCCAAAACCCAAAAGUAGAUAGUUCUAAGUUAAAAGUUGUUUGAAAGUGCCAAAAGCAUUUUUAAAAAUCUAAAAACAAUAUACAUCUAGGUGAAGAGAGUCCUUCUUUGGUUUGGGUAUAAGAACUAUUAGUCCCUGUCACAAAGGAGGUGAUAAGAUAGCAUUAGCAAUAUCCUCUUUGUAGCCCGAAAGCAAUAACUCUCUAAAUCACGCCAAAAAUGUUGAUAGAGUCAUGCUAUCCGGUCCAGGAGAUUUACCUAUAGGCAUUUGUUUAAUGGUUUAGUCCAACAAAGUAAUAUCUAUAUCAGAAUCACAGAGUUUCUUAAACCUUUCUUCUAUAGGGUUAACAGAGUUUAUGAACUGAAUCAAAAAAGGAAUUCAUGUUGCCUUCUGAAAGAUGAGAUUGAUAUAGUGAAGUGUAGAAAGAGUAUUUUCUUAUGAAUCAUUUCACGAUCAACAGAUAGUGUCAUUUACAUAAAUGGGUGUAAUACUAUUCCUAGUCUGCCUACUCUUCUCCAAAUGAAAGAAAUAAGAUGUGUUUUUUUCACCUUUUUCAAUCCAUUUGGCCUUUGAACGGAUGGAGGCACCCUGUUUCUUUUUCAUCUUAAUUUAAAUCAAGUUUAUUGCUCAGCCUGUUAAUAUCAACAUCUGCUUGGAUAAUCUUUUCUUAGCAUUUUACCAGUAGUGAUGGCAAGACAUUGAUUUCUGAAUUUAAUCAUUUCCCAUGUGUUAGUAGAAGAAAGAGCAGGAUCGAGACAGGUCCCUCUGAUAAGAGCUUUAGACUGUAAACAAAAUGGCUCAUUCUUUAAAAGAAAAGAUGCUUUUGAAAAUCUCUUGUCAUUAUCAAAAGGAAAGAAUAAUGGAACAAUGGCCUGUCAGAGGAUCUGAGGAAAUACUACAUUCACUGACAAGAUUCGUAAGAUUGGAAGGUACCAACCAAUGAUCAAUUCGAGAUUUGAAUUGUCUGUCGCUAGUUAUAGAGUUGAACCAAGAACAAUGUUCUAAAGUUGGAUUCUGUGAACUCCAAAUGUCGGAAAGUUGAAAGUUGGGAGCAGAAAUGUAGAAUUAAGUUAUUAAAACAAUGGGCUGAAUGCCUGGUGGGAUACUUGUCCAUCCAGUCACGAGGAGCAACAUUAUAAUCGCCUCCAGCAAUAAUGUUAUCUGUGGAAUAUUUGUUUUUCAAUUCAAUUAAGACUUCACUAAUAGAUGUUAGAAUAAUUACUAUGUUAUAACCAUAAAUAUUUACCAAUAUGUAACAUGACCCUUUUUAUAUUCGAAAACAUUAGUUAUCCAGUGACCCUCAGCAUCACACCUGCUUUCUUAAACUGUACCUGGAAAAUGUCUGAAAAGUAUUCCCACACCAGCAGAAUGAGAUGAGCCAAGGCUAAAAAUGAUCUUGUCACCCCAUUGUGAAGUCCAAAAUUUUAAGUCGGCAUCUGAGGAACGUGUCUCUUGAAAAAAACAAAAAAACAAUUGGACUUUUUAAUGAAUCUUUACAAAAACAAAAAUUGCCUUUGGUACGUAAACCCCUGGUGUUCAAUUGGUACGUAAACCCCUGAUGUUCAAUUGGUACGUAAACCCCUGAUGUUCAAUUGGUACGUAAACCCCUGAUGUUCAAUUGGUACGUAAACCCCUGGUGUUCAAUUGGUACGUAAACCCCUGAUGUUCAAUUGGUACGUAAACCCCUGAUGUUCAAUUGGUACGUAAACCCCUGGUGUUCAAUUGGUACGUAAACCCCUGGUGUUCAAUUGGUACGUAAACCCCUGGUGUUCAAUUGGUACGUAAACCCCUGGUGUUCAAUUGGUACGUAAACCCCUGGUGUUCAAUUGGUACGUAAACCCCUGGUGUUCAAUUGGUACGUAAACCCCUGGUGUUCAAGAAUAAAAAGCAAAGAAAUGUUGACAAGCAGAGUAUCCGAGAGAGUUGUCUAGAAUAAACAAGGGACCCUGAAUAUAGCAUAAGCCCUUCAAAAAUGUACUUGACGAACAGUAACGACCAUAAAAGGAAAAUAAAUGGCUAGACCGCGUAAUAACACGUAAUAUAUUAAUAGUUUAGAUCUUCAAUUAAACUCUCAAACGUAAAAUAAAAACAUCUGACAGCUAAUCAUCGCCAUAUGAAAAAUAAAUGGAGAUUUACUUACAUAAUAUCAAUCUUGAAACCAAAUGAAAAGACUAAAAGCUAAGUGAUUUCUUAGUAUGCCAUCAAAUGAGAAUCAAAAAUCAGUGUGCUUACGUUGGUUAAUGUUCACAUUCAAAACUCGCCACUACGGACAGUAUGGCCCUAUGCAAUAUCACCUAUACGCGGUGUUCAGAUAAACGAUUGGAUGAAUAAACUCACCAGUUGAAACGGUAUAUGGCUUCAUUAGCCUACUACUGUAUAAGCAGGCCAACUCAUGAAGCAUAAAUCAGUCACACGUGGCUCCACCCUGCGGUCGUCAAUGGCAGAAAACCCCUCGCGAAAGGAGGCUUUUUUUCUCCCUGCAUCUUGCCCCAUCGACUUGUGGCCACAGCUUCGCAUGGGCAUCCCUGUCGCGCUUGCUGAAAUCUUCUGCAAAGCGAGUGUCUUUCUCCCUGAAGAUCGGCGCAAGUUUGGCAGCUCUCCACACCUCGUCUCUCACGUUCCUCAACGCAAACCUUGUCUGUGUCUGUUCAUCUCCUUUCUCUUAUCUCCGAGACGGUGUACAACAUCUACAGCGAUGUUCAGGAUAGCAGGGGGAUAUGGAACAACCUUCCCAAUAAUGUCAAUCACAAUCCCUCUGAUAUUCUCACCAUCAGUUUCAGGGAGCAUGUUCAGUCUCAGCCCCCAUCGGCGCUUGUAUCGGUCCUGUUCAUCACUGGCUGUGCGCAGCUCCUCGUUUUCUUUUGUCAGGGCAUCAACUUUAUUUUUCAACAGUUUCACAUCAGUGGUAAUAUCCUUAAUGCCUGCUGCAUUAAACUCUGUAGUUUUGUGGGGUUUCGAAGGGGUUAUUUGGACACCUGUACCGAAGACUAAUUCCUCCAACCUCGGUACCGUUAAUUCUGGUAGAGUGUCAGAAUCUUCCGUAUAGAUGACAGUAUCUACCUCGGUUACGACAGCUCCCUCUACAUUUUUGCUAGCUUCCAUCUCAGCUAAUGUUACAAGCUAGCUAGUCUUGGCUGAACUUGCUUGAAGUAUAACAAAGUGGAAAAGUGAUGUUCGGUAAACCAAAAAAAAGACAGCAAAAAUUCAGAGCAUCAAUGUUGUUGAGAAAUGUAGCAAAACUUUUGUAGUUCUCGAUUGAUAAUGUUGUCUUACACUGCGGUAGACAGGACUAUCAAGACAUACUGAGCAGCUCACGUUAUAGACAGAAGCAUGCUACAUGGCCGACCAAUCCAAACUCAUCUCCCGGCAUGUUCAGCCCAUCCAUUAUCUCAGCCAGUGUUACCUUAAAAGUAAAAGUACUCUUAACAUAGUUUAGGUUAUGUGAACAGCACUGCAUUUUCAAUUGAAUACAGUGCUACUAAAGAUGUUUUACAUUUGUACAUUAUUUGGAUACUAGUAUUCAGGGCCGGUCCUGGCCGUUCUGGCACCCCAGGCGAAACAAAAAUUGGCCGCCACUACAAGAAUAAUCCCAGUAAGCAACAUUAAGUUGAAAAAACGGCUAUUUUUCAAGACGUUGAAGUUGGGUUCAAUUUAAGCUCUGAAUGAAAGUUUAAAAUAGGUAUUUUAUGGAUGUUUAAAUCAGGUACAUUUUUGGUUCUGAAUGAAAGUUGAAAAUAUGUCCAUAGCGGAAAAAAUCGUAGCCAAACAUAGACCAAAAAGUCAACUUUGACAUUGUGUGUAGGCCAGUGACAGAAAAAUCUAAAUUCAAUACAUUUCGAAUUCAGACUAACUCAACAAAAUGUGGAAAAAUUCAAGGGGUGUGAAUACUUUCUGAAGGCGCAUUGUUUGUGGCGCAUUGAAGGCGCAUUACUGUGAUGUUUUUUUUGUUUGUUUGUUUACACAGGGAAGAUACUUUGUUUGUGUCUCAUUUUGUAUUGUACGUCUGUCUGUCUGAUAUUUUUUUUAACGUUCUGUCCAUCUGUCAUAAUAACCAUCGUAUUUGUUGUGGUCUUCAGGUCAUUAGGGAAAUGAUGACUAAUAUUAUUAGUUCAUCACCAGAAUGUGUAAAUAUAUUGAUACUACUAAAUACUGUAGUCAUGUCCUGUAAUAUUUUCUGUAAUGUAUUAUCCCCACGGUUAUACUAAAUGUUCAGUGACGACAUUAAGUAUUAAACUUAGUUUGAAAACUUGA